AUGCUGACCCGCCGCUUCGCCACUGCGCCGCCGCCUGCUCGAACGCCGCUCCAGGAUAAUCCGACGCUGCUCUUCAGCUGGUGGUGCACUGCCUUUGCCUUGGUUAUCAUACUCGUCCGCAUCGCCGGUCGUUAUGUCCGCACCGAGAAGCUCUUUCGCGAGGACAAGACCAUUGCCUUGAGCAUCAUCCCGCUAUUGCUACGCAUGGGCCUCGUCCAUGCCAUGCUGCGUCUGGGCACCAACAAUGCCGUCACCACCGGUCUCACGCCCGAGGACAUUUAUCAUCGCUCCAUUGGUUCACGCUUGGUCCUGUGCUCCCGGAUCAUGUAUGCUGCAUACCUGUGGAUCGCCAAGUUUACCGUAUCCGAAUUCCUCAAACGGCUUACGGCCCCCAUUUGGAAGCGUUCCUACGAAAUCAUCCUCAAUAUCAUCCGACACUUUCUCAUCAUCUCCUUCAUCGCCGUCGUCAUCUCGACUCUCGCCGAAUGCCAGCCCUUUUCUCAUUAUUGGCAGGUGAUUCCGGACCCUGGACCACGAUGCCGACAGGGAUAUGCACAACUGAUUACCAUGGGCGCCUGCGACGUCAUCACCGACCUGCUGCUCGUCUUCUUUCCGAUUCCUCUCAUCAUCAAAUCCGCCAUGCCAUUGAAGAGAAAAAUGUCCCUCGUCCUCCUUUUCAGCCUGUCCCUCGUCCUCGUUGCCAUCACGCUCUACCGUAUCCCCGCCAUCAUCCAGACGCGUUCGUCGCAGCAGUUUCGAACCGUCAUGGCCUCGGUGGAGAUUCUGGCGGCCGCCGGCGUCACCAAUGGCCUCGUCCUCGGAUCCUUUGUGCGCGAUCGUGGCGUCAAGAAGAUCAAAUACAAGUUUGGCUCGACGAGCGACAGCAUGGAGCGCGCCUCAACACGUCGCGGCACGGUGACGACGCAACACUGGGGAAGUGACGAGGAUCUGGUCCGCGACCUCGGCAUCCGCCUGCACCCGGAGCUGCGCGCUUCGGUGCAAUCGCCACGUCCCGCGCCCAUGGCCAUUCCGCUCGCGUCCACGGCCAAGGCUGUCACGCCGGCCAUUGAUCAGAACUGGGAAUUCCCCGCCGACGAUGCGUCGUCGGACAGUGAUGCCGAUCUCAAGCACCCGGAUGCUCUCGACCCGCCUCGCUCUCCGGGGACCCAGUCGCGACCGCCCAAUGCCCGCAAAACGUCGUUUUUCGACGUUGGCGGACUGCUCGAAGACGGCAACGGUGUGAUUGCACGACCUGAACCUGCCCUGACUACUUCAAACUCCCCGUCGCCGCGCAACACGUCGAUUGCGCAGGACCACGCGCAGCCGCGUCAAGGAUCCAGGGCACUCCUGCACGACAUUGGUGGCCUGCUGACGCCGCCGUCCGAGACGGGUCGCGGAAGAAGUCGGUCCCGCGGGCGGGGCCUCACCCCGUAUCUAUCCCGAACAGGCCACAGUCGGGAUCACCUCUCGAGUGGCGGAGCAGGAGCACGAGCAGGGCCAGCAAGCUCUUCGUCUCCCAUCCUUGCCAUGGCACGCGGAGCCAUCUCCCCUCCAGCAGCUCGACCAACCGACUCAUCUCGUGCCCCAUCAAUGGGCAUCUCCAAUUUGCAAUUGGCCCGAACGCGCACCGAGCAUUCCCUGCAGGACGUGGGCGGCCUCUUGAACGAUAGUCUAUCCCCUUCAUCGCAGACUUCGCAGCGCUCAUCCCUUCCCGCAGUGGAAAUCCCGCUCAAGGAGUUUCCGCAACCGGGGUCGUGA
Molecule: messenger RNA, 1758 nt
Organism: Xylona heveae TC161
Lineage: Eukaryota; Fungi; Ascomycota; Xylonomycetes; Xylonales; Xylonaceae
Exons: 3
Coding region: 1-1758 (585 amino acids)
Source: RefSeq, a predicted model, not a curated record